Molecule: messenger RNA, 4598 nt
Organism: Mobula hypostoma (lesser devil ray)
Lineage: Eukaryota; Metazoa; Chordata; Chondrichthyes; Myliobatiformes; Myliobatidae
Product: solute carrier family 2, facilitated glucose transporter member 3-like
Exons: 10
Coding region: 518-2044 (508 amino acids)
Biological process (GO): dehydroascorbic acid transport
Cellular component (GO): plasma membrane
Molecular function (GO): D-glucose transmembrane transporter activity
Source: RefSeq, a predicted model, not a curated record
UGACUCGCCGCGGAUUAUAUUGAAGCCUCGGCUGCAGGAAGCGACAGAGCCGGCGCCGAGGAGUCACCGGAGUGCGGUCCGUGAGAGAGAGAUAGAGUGAGAGAGAGACACAGAGAGAGAGAGACAGACAGAGAGAGAGAGAGAGAGAGAGAGAGAGAGAGAGAGAGUGAGAGAGAGACACAGAGACACAGAGAGAGAGACAGAGAGAGAGAGAGAUAGAGAGAGAGAGAGAGAGAGAGUGAGAGAGAGACACAGAGAGAGAGAGAGACAGACAGAGAGAGAGAGAGAGAGAGAGAGGGAGAGGGAGAGAGUGAGAGAGAGACACAGAGACACAGAGAGAGAGACAGAGAGAGAGAGAGAUAGAGAGAGACACAGAGACACAGAGAGAGAGACAGAGAGAGAGAGGGAGAGGGAGGGAGGAAUCGCGCACCCUCGCCCGGCAUCCCGAUUCCGGCGGGACCUCUGUCUCCAGCGAGCCGUCGAUCCGGGCUGCCGGCCCGGUUACUGAACGCGGAAUAUGGACGAUAAAAAGCAGUCCCGUUUGACGAUACGUUUGAUCUACGCUGUUCUUGUGGCUGUCAUUGGCUCCCUGCAGUUUGGCUACAACAUCGGGGUUAUCAAUGCCCCCGAGACGAUUAUCAAGGAGUUCUACAACCAGACCUACCACAGCCGGACGGGCUCCUGGCUGUCGUACACCACGAUGACCCAGCUGUGGUCGGCCUCCGUCUCCAUCUUCUCCGUGGGCGGAAUGAUCGGCUCCUUCUCGGUCGGGGUCUUUGUCAAUCGCUUCGGGAGGAGGAACUCGAUGCUGAUGGUCAACGUAGUUGCGGUCCUGGGCGCCCUCUUAAUGGGCCUGUCGAAGGCGGCCGGCUCCUUCGAGAUGAUCAUCCUGGGCCGCCUCAUCAUCGGCGUCUACUGCGGCCUGGCCACCGGCUUCGUGCCCAUGUACGUUGGCGAGAUCUCCCCCACCAACCUGAGGGGGGCCUUUGGUACCAUGCACCAGCUGGGUGUGGUGAUCGGGAUCCUCAUCGCGCAGAUCUUCGGGCUGGAGGUUCUGCUGGGAAGCGUUCGCCUCUGGCCCCUGCUGCUGGGCUUCACGGCGCUACCCUCGCUCGUCCAGUGCGUCCUCCUGGUGUUCUGCCCCAAAAGCCCCCGCUUCCUGCUCAUUAACCGCAACGAGGAGGAGGAGGCGCGGCAGGUGCUGCAGCGUCUGUGGGGUGUCGGGGACGUGGACGAGGACAUUGCCGAGAUGAAGGAGGAGAGCCGCAAGAUGUCUCUGGAGAAGCGGGUGACCCUGCGGGAGCUGCUGCGCUCCCCCCUCUACCGGCAGCCCCUCAUCGUGGCCGUGGUGAUCCACCUCUCCCAGCAGUUCUCCGGCAUUAACGCCGUCUUCUAUUACUCGACCAGUAUCUUCACCAAAGCCGGGGUGAAACAGCCCAUCUACGCCACCAUCGGUACUGGACUGGUGAACACGGCCUUCACUGUCGUCUCUCUGUUCCUGGUGGAGAGGGUGGGCCGCCGGACACUCCACCUCAUCGGUCUGGGGGGAAUGGCCGUCAGUACCGUGGUCAUCACCAUCGCUCAGGUCCUGCAGGAACGGGUGCCUGACCUCAGUUACCUCAGCGUGGUGUCUGUCUUCUGCUUCGUGGCCCUCUUCGAGGUGGGGCCCGGCCCCAUCCCCUGGUUCAUCGUGGCCGAGCUGUUCAGCCAAGGGGCCCGGCCGGCCGCGGUGGCCAUCGCCGGCUGCACCAACUGGACCUCGAACUUCAUGGUAGCCAUGUUCUUCCCCUUCGUCGAGAACGUCUGUGGCCCCUACGUCUUCAUCAUCUUCCUGGUGGCGCUUGUCAUCUUCUUCGUCUUCACCUACUUCAAGCUGCCCGAGACCAAGGGCCGCACCUUCGACGAGAUCAGCUCCUCGUUCCGCGCCGGCAUCGAGCUCCCGCCCGUCGAGAAGUCGCCCAUGGUCGAGCUGGGGGGUCUCAGCGUCACACCCGGCUCCCCGAACCCUGCCACGCAGGUCCCGUCCGGGGUCUCCGCCACGUAGGGACGGGAGACUUCGCUACUCGCCCCUUCCUGCUGUCAUCCUCACUUCCACACUCAGGUUCCUUGGGUAUAACCUCCAGGGGUUGCUGUUCCCCACCCUCAUCCCAUCCCCUGCCCUCCCCUCCCCUCGAAGCUCGCUCUCCGGGAAUGCAACGCCCAAUGCACGUUCUCUGUACAAUGUGUCUGUCUUAGCAAAGUGUAGGGCCGAUUCGCCAAGUAUCUGUCACGUUUUGUCUGUGUCCGACCCCGAGAGUGUGUGAUGGGACGGUGUGGAGGGAGAUUCACUCUGUGUCUGACCCCGGGGGUGUGUGAUGGGACGGUGUGGAGGGAGAUUCACUCUGUGUCUGACCCCGGGAGUGUGUGAUGGGACGGUGUGGAGGGAGAUUCACUCUGUGUCUGACCCCGGGAGUGUGUGAUGGGACGGUGUGGAGGGAGAUUCACUCUGUGUCUGACCCCGGGAGUGUGUGAUGGGACGGUGUGGAGGGAGAUUCACUCUGUGUCUGACCCCGGGAGUGUGUGAUGGGACGGUGCGGAAGGAGAUUCACUCUGUGUCUGACCACGGGAGUGUGUAAUGGGACGGUGAGGAGGGAGAUUCACUCUGUGUCUGACCCCGGGAGUGUGUGAUGGGACGGUGCGGAAGGAGAUUCACUCUGUGUCUGACCACGGGAGUGUGUAAUGGGACGGUGAGGAGGGAGAUUCACGCUGUGUCUGACCCCGGGAGUGUGUGAUGGGACGGUGUGGAGGGAGGUUCACUCUGUGUCUGAUCCGGGGGGUGUGUGAUAGGACGGUGCGGAGGGAGAUUCACUCUGUGACUGACCCCGGGAGUGUGUGAUGAGACGGUGCGGAGGGAGAUUCACUCUGUGUGUCUGACUCCGGGAGUGUGUGACGGGACGGUGCGGAGGGAGAUUCACUCUGUGUCUGACCCCGGCAGUGUGUGAUGGGACGGUGUGGACGGAGAUUCACUCUGUGUCUGACCCCGGGAGUGUGUGAUGGGACGGUGUGGAGGGACAUUCACUCUGUGUCUGACCCCGGGAGUGUGUGAUGGGAUGGUGCGGAGGGAGAUUCACCCCCUGUCCGACCCCGGGAGUGUGUGAUGGGACGGUGCGGAGGGAGAUUCACUCUGUGUCUGACCCAGGGAGUGUGUGAUGGGACGGUGCGGAAGGAGAUUCACUCUGUGUCUGACCCAGGGAGUGUGUGAUGGGACGGUGCGGAGGGAGAUUCACUCUGUGUCUGACCCCGGGAGUGUGUGAUGGGACGGUGCGGAGGGAGAUUCACUCUGUGUCCGACCCCGGGAGUGUGUGAUGGGAUGGUGUGGAGGGAGAUUCACUCUGUGUGUCUGACCCCGGGAGUGUGUGACGGGACGGUGCGGAGGGAGAUUCACUCUGUGUCUGACCCCGGGAGUGUGUGAUGGGACGGUGUGGAGGGAGAUUCACUCUGUGUCCGACCCCGGGAGUGUGUGAUGGGACGGUGUGGAGGGAGAUUCACUCUGUGUCUGACCCCGGGAGUGUGUGAUGGGACGGUGUGGAGGGAGAUUCACUCCGUGUCUGACCCCGGCAGUGUGUGAUGGGACGGUGUGGAGGGAGAUUCACUCUGCGUCUGACCCCGGGAGUGUGUGAUGGGACGGUGCGGAGGGAGAUUCAGUCCGUGUCUGACCCCGGGAGUGUGUGAUGGGACGGUGUGGAGGGAGAUUCACUCUGUGUCCGACCCCGGGAGUGUGUGAUGGGACGGUGCGGAGGGAGAUUCACUCUGUGUCUGACCCCGGGGGUGUGUGAUGGGACGGUGUGGAGGGAGAUUCACUCUGUGUCUGACCCCGGGGGUGUGUGAUGGGACGGUGCGGAGGGAGAUUCACUCUGUGUCUGACCCCGGGAGUGUGUGAUGGGACGGUGCGGAGGGAGAUUCACUCUGUGUCUGACCCCGGGAGUGUGUGAUGGGACGGUGCGGAGGGAGAUUCACUCUGUGUCUGACCCCGGGAGUGUGUGAUGGGACGGUGCGGAGGGAGAUUCACUCUGUGUCCGACCCCGGGAGUGUGUGAUGGGACGGUGCGGAGGGAGAUUCACUCUGUGUCUGACCCCGGGAGUGUGUGAUGGGACGGUGUGGAGGGAGAUUCACUCUGUGUCUGACCCCGGGAGUGUGUGAUGGGACGGUGAGGAGGGAGAUUCACUCUGUGCCUGACCCCGGGAGUGUGUGAUGGGACAGUUUGCACUGUGUCCAACCCCCUCUGUCCACUUCCCAAAUGCCUGCUCAAAAUGUCAAAGUCGAUGUCUCGUCUGUGCGUUGGUUAGGGUGAAUUCUGUGUCUGAGAACAGUUACAUGUGUGGCCCGUGUUCCCUCACGAGGUCUGUCUGUCGUUGCUUUUUUUAAAAAAAAUUUUACAGAUUAAUUUAUUGCCUGAGUAGAGAGUUUUUUUUAAAAAUAUUACGUAUUUAAUAUGAGGAAGUGAUCACUGUGGAGUUGAACCCUGUGCGAGAGUUGGAUGUGAUUUGUUUGAGAACUGUUGUGCCAUUUUGUCUGAAAUCUGUGUAAAUACCUCAGCUACGUUGAAAUAAAAAAAAAAA